AUGAGCAAUACCAUUCACGCUGUUGUCCAUCGUUCUAGCGAUCAAUGCAAGGAUCAAUUGCUAAUAAAAUUUAUAGACACGUUAAUGUGCUCAAUAUGCCAGGAUUAUAUGUUUGUACCGAUGAUGACUGCUUGUGGUCAUAAUUAUUGUUACGGAUGUUUGAAAAGCUGGUUUACAAGUAAUGAGACUACCGAGUUAUCAUGCCCGCAAUGUAGAUCAAGUGUUGGUUCUGAACCGAAUUUAAACUCUGUUCUGCAGCAGGGAAUGAACUGUCUUGUUGAAGUUAUGAAACAGGAGACUGGUGAUGAUGAUUCUGGUGAAAAAGAUUAUUCUAGUUUUUUCGAUGCUAUAAAAGCUGCUGAAAUAGAAUACAAAGCAGAUAAAGAUGACAAUAAUCUUUUUGGUAGUGUAUUUUCUAAUAGUGCGUUGGCAGUGGUGGAUGAAGAUGAUGACGGGAUUGCACGUUGUAGUAACUGUCACUGGGAACUUGAUCCAGAUUUUGAAGAGGAGGAUGGCAAUGUAUGCCCGCAUUGUAACGUCAGAAUAAGAAACAGGGUUACCGGAGGCAACAGUAGAAGUACUCGAGAAGAUGGAACACGCCGGACCCGUGAAGGUUUUGAUAGCGAUGAGUAUAGUGACGGAGAAUUAGACGCUCUAGAGGAUGACUUACAACGUUAUCAAAGAGAUAGCGACAGGGUUAUAGAAGAAUUCAGUGCCGAAGAGUCAGCGGACAAUGAGAACAGUUUGACCUCACAAUUUAACCGUAGAUUUCCUGUGCCUAAAAGAGGUCGAGACUUAUUCAAUGACGAGGCAGAAGAAGCUUCAUCUGAUGAAGACGAUUCCGAUAAAGACGAUAACGAAAAUGAUGAAGAUGAGAUAGUAACCGGAUAUCGCAAAAAACGUUCCAUACAUCAUUCAUCCGACGUAGAACAAGAAGACGGCAGGCCAAACAAAGAAGAAGAACUACCUCACCAACCUGGUGUUGAUGGAGAAGAAGAAAUCGAUUCGGAUUUAGCCUCAUUUAUAGUCAACGACGACGGUGAGGUAAGUGAAGUGACCUCCGAUGACAACGAUAUUCUAGACGACUUUCGGGACGAGGACCGCACUCCCAACGACGAUGCCACAGACACAUCUUCCCCCAGACGUAAACGAUUCCAAGUGAUACUCGACAGUGACGACGAAUAA
Messenger RNA from Tetrapisispora phaffii CBS 4417, 1185 nucleotides. It is a transcript of the gene PSH1, whose product is annotated as ubiquitin-protein ligase PSH1. The transcript has a single exon. NCBI's taxonomy places the organism in Eukaryota, Fungi, Ascomycota, Saccharomycetes, Saccharomycetales, Saccharomycetaceae. The record is from RefSeq and is a predicted model, not a curated record. The coding region runs from base 1 to 1185 and encodes 394 amino acids.